AUGAAAAUGAAAAGCAUUUAUUUUGUGGCUGGAUUGCUUUUAAUGAUCAUUCAAGGCAGCUGGCAAAAUCCUCUUCAAGACACAGAAGAGAAAUCCAGAUCAUUCAAAGCUUCCCAGACUGAACCAUUAGAUGAAUCUAGACAGCUGAAUGAAGUAAAACGUCAUUCACAAGGCACAUUCACCAGUGAUUACAGCAAGUACUUGGACACUAGACGAGCUCAGGAUUUUGUACAAUGGUUAAUGAGCACUAAAAGAAGUGGCAAUGGACUCUCGAGGCGUCAUGCUGAAUUUGAGAGGCAUGCCGAGGGCACCUACACCAGUGACAUCACCUCUUAUUUGGAAGGUCAAGCUGCCAAAGAGUUCAUUGCUUGGUUAGUGAACGGACGAGGAAGAAGAGAUUUCUCAGAAGAAGCUAAUGCAGUUGAAGAACUGGAUAGAAGACAUGCAGAUGGCACUUUUACCAGUGAUAUCAACAAAAUCCUCGAUGAGAUGACUGCCAAAGACUUCUUAAAAUGGCUGAUUAACACAAAAGUUACCCAGAGGGACCUUUUGGGGGAAUACCAGUGAAAGUACAAAAUUAAUAUGGGAUAAGUCAAGAUCUUCUUCACUGCAUCAGCUGCUGGUCACCAGGGAAUUUGGAAAUUUGUGUUCUAUAUAUUAUAUUUAUAAGCCAUAUUGCUUUGCAUGUCAAGAAAUGAAUUUUACUAUAGUGUAGCGCUGCCAAAGGAUUAUAUAUGAAAAAGUUGUUGUCAAAAGGACACACAGAGUAACAGCUUUAAGAAUACUAAAAUGUCUCAUCUUCAUUUUUUUCAAU
This is a messenger RNA of Mauremys reevesii (Reeves's turtle), 814 nucleotides long. It is a transcript of the gene GCG, whose product is annotated as glucagon. Lineage: Eukaryota; Metazoa; Chordata; Testudines; Geoemydidae. Gene Ontology annotation, cellular component: extracellular region. The transcript is spliced from 5 exons. Bases 1 to 567 code for a protein of 188 amino acids. Gene Ontology annotation, biological process: negative regulation of apoptotic process; adenylate cyclase-modulating G protein-coupled receptor signaling pathway; positive regulation of insulin secretion involved in cellular response to glucose stimulus. Gene Ontology annotation, molecular function: hormone activity; glucagon receptor binding. The record is from RefSeq and is a predicted model, not a curated record.